AUGCAGUAUUCCCAGAGUCCAGGUAACAUUUUGAGUAUUGUGCUCUCUGCUCCCUACACCUCUGGCUGGGUUGGUAUGGGAUUUUCGAAUGAUGGAUUGAUGGUUGGCUCAAGUGCGAUGGUUGGAUGGAUUGGAAGAGCAGGCAAAGCACAUAUCAGACAGUUCUACCUGCGCGGCCAGUCCAGUUCUCAGGUUAUUGUAAAUGAGGGCCGUUUGCUGCGAAGUGGUGUUAAGCGUGUUCUUCUUUACGGUUCAAGCAUAUAUUUGGCGUUUCAGUUGAAAUUUUUAGCUCCUGUUGCUGAGAAGAAGCUCCUCUUUGCCUUUUCAAUUGAAACUCCUAAUGGUUUCCACCUCACAAAGCAUGAUGAUAAAGUCUCCAUUACCUUCGACUUCUCAGCAGGAUCUUCAUCUGGCUCCUCAUAUCCCUACAAACUGAAAAGGAAUCAUGGUGUAGCUAUAUUUGGCUGGGGUGUACUGCUACCUAUUGGCGCAAUAAUUGCAAGAUAUUGCAAAGAGUGGGAUCUCCUAUGGUUUGAACUUCAUUUAGCAUUUCAGUUUGCUGGAUUUCUCUUUGGGCUUGCUGCUGUGGUUACUGGAAUUUCACUGUACAACAAAAUACAUGCAGAUGUCAGAGUUCACCGAGGAAUCGGCAUCUUUCUCCUUGUACUCGGUAUCCUACAAAUUCUUGCAUUUUUUGUUCGCCCUGACAAAGACUCGAAGAUCCGCAGAUACUGGAAUUGGUACCACCAUUGGGUUGGGAGACUUUUACUCUUCUUUUCAGCAAUCAAUAUUAUUCUUGGCAUCAAAGUUGGUGAAGCAGGAACUCCCUGGAAGGUUGGAUAUGGCUUUAACCUCACGAUCAUCUUAUUAGGUUGCAUUUUUGGAGAGAUCAUGUUAUGGGGUAGAUUAUCAAAGAAACCUGUAGCUGAUCCACCUUCUUAAUGUUGCAGAGCUUUGAGAGCAAGAUAGAUGAUUCUUCUUUGUCACAAUUUGCUUUAGAUUAGUAUUGAACAAUCUACACAAAUGAUCUCUUUCUGCUUUCUUUGCCUCCGUAAUUAUGGUGUGCUGGCCUGCGAUUGAGGAAGCUAUGAUGGAUAUCACUGUUUGUCUCUUUCUUAA
Molecule: messenger RNA, 1119 nt
Organism: Dendrobium catenatum
Lineage: Eukaryota; Viridiplantae; Streptophyta; Magnoliopsida; Asparagales; Orchidaceae
Product: cytochrome b561 and DOMON domain-containing protein At3g61750-like
Source: RefSeq, a predicted model, not a curated record